This is a messenger RNA of Tarenaya hassleriana, 2540 nucleotides long. Its product is annotated as probable UDP-3-O-acylglucosamine N-acyltransferase 2, mitochondrial. The transcript is spliced from 13 exons. Lineage: Eukaryota; Viridiplantae; Streptophyta; Magnoliopsida; Brassicales; Cleomaceae. Bases 1169 to 2080 code for a protein of 303 amino acids. The record is from RefSeq and is a predicted model, not a curated record. Gene Ontology annotation, biological process: lipid A biosynthetic process.
UCAGACGGUGAAACCUGGGCCUGGUGGGCCUCGGAUGACUGACACGUGGCUGUCGAUCUGGUCAUUAAAGACGCUUACUUUGCCGUGUUUGGCUUAAUGAUUGAUGUAGAUUGCUGUUCAUGCUCGUGAAAGUUGUUCUCUUUCGUUAUAAUUGAAUUUAUUGUUCUUUCACGGCAGUCGUAGAUUUUUCUUUAGGAUUCGUAGAUUUUCCAAAUUGCGAAGGGGCCUUGUACUGAGUUUAAGAAUGAAGUCUUAUUGAUGGCUAAGCUUGAACACCGGAAUCUAAUCAGACUUCUGGUCUAUGAGUUCAUACCGAAUAUGAGUCUUGAUCGCUUCUUAUUUGAUCCUAUCAAGCGUGAGAGAUUAACCUGGGAAAAGCGAUACGAUAUCAUCGUAGGCAUUUCACGUGGAUUGCUUUAUCUUCACGAGGGAACUCAUCUUCCCAUUAUUCAUCGAGAUCUCAAGGCUUCCAACGUCCUCUUAGACGAGCAAAUGCAGCCCAAAGUUUCAGACUUUGGCAUGGCGACGCAAUUUGAUUUCGAUAAAACCCAGGAAACAACGAGAAGAGUCGUUGGAACUUAUGGAUAUAUAUGGCUCCAGAGUACGCAAUGCAUGGAAGAUUCUCGGUUAAGACAGACGUUCACAGUUUCGGUGUUCUUGUUCUUGAGAUCAUCAUGGGUCAGAGGAACAACGGCUAUGGACAUGGAGAAAACACAGACCAUCCAAGCCCUGCUUGGACAAGUUGGAUUGAAGGAACAUUACUGAUGAAUCUUGUUGAUCCUUUUCUGCAAUCUUUUUCGGAGAAACAAGUGGUUCGAUGCAUAGAAAUAGCUCUCUUAUGUGUUCAAGAAAAUCCGAUGAAGAGGCCGACAAUGGCUUCUAUUGUUUCAAUGCUUAGCCACGAGUCUCUGCCGCUCCCAACGCCAUUACCGAAGGAUAUUCCUCUGUCUGUAAAUGAUGUUUCUGUCACAGCGUUGUCUGCACGUUAGUGUCUGUAAAAUAUGGAUUAAGAUGGUGUAACUGAGUUAAUUAGUUGUUAAAUGGAUUAAUGAGUUGAUUUAGUACUUCGGCCAUUAUUUUAUUCUCCGUGACAAAAAACGUUCCUUCGUAACUUGUGCAUCGAGGGCGAGAGGCAAGCUAUCUUCUUCUUCUUCAUCUCUGCUAAUCUAUGGCUAUGGCCGUUACCCUGCGAAGAUUAGUCUCAGCUUCAGUACGUAAUUCUCUUCACAACGUCCUCUUGAGCAAACCCCUUAUCGGACGGCAACCUUGCCUUCCAUUGAUUUGUCGGAAUUUGUCUGCUUGCUCUGAUCAUCAAAGUGGGUCCGAAGCGGUAAACGUUUCUCAGAGCAUCGGGACGAGUGGCAGUGUCGUUAAUGAAGAGUUUUUAAGAUGGCGAAAUGGAGGAGGGACUUGCCAUAGAUCAGCAUUAGUUGAUCCCACGGCUCUAGUGGAGAUUGGAGCUAUAGUUCACGAAAAUGCUGUCCUGGGUGCAGACGUCCAUGUAGGAACUGGGACUGUAAUUGGGCCAUCUGUUAAAAUCGGUCGCUCCACGAAAAUCGGAUAUAAUGUUUCAGUCAGCAACUGCAGCAUUGGUGAUUUAUGCGUUGUUCACAAUGGGGUUUGUAUAGGUCAAGAUGGAUUUGGUUUUUAUGUGGAUGAGAAGGGAAACAUGGUGAAGAAGCCUCAAACUUUAAAUGUGAGGAUAGGAAAUCAUGUGGAAAUUGGAGCAAAUACUUGUAUUGAUCGGGGCAGCUGGAGAGAUACUGUGAUUGGGGAUGAUACAAAGAUAGAUAACUUAGUCCAGAUUGGUCAUAACGUGAUCAUUGGAAAAAGUUGCUUGCUCUGUGGCCAAGUAGGCAUAGCUGGAUCGGUAAAAAUUGGUGACUAUGUAACUUUAGGAGGAAGGGUUGCUGUUCGAGAUCAUGUCUCUAUUGUAUCUAAGGUUCGACUUGCUGCUAAUAGCUGUGUGACCAGAAACAUAACUGAACCAGGUGAUUUUGGUGGCUUCCCUGCUGUUCCAAUUCACCAGUGGAGAAGGCAGAUUGUUAAAGCCCAGAUUUCGAACGGGAGAAAACUCUAGCUCCUGCUAUCCACUGGACCCAGAAAAAAAAAAUCAGAGUCGAGGUAAUUGAUUUGAGUGUAAGGUCAAUUUCUUCUGAAUUCGAUCAGUUGAGGCAUUUUUCAACAUAUAGAUGAAGAUACACCUGAUUCAACGGAUUAGACAAACAUCAGGUCCAUUUCCAAGUAAAGGAAGAUCGGAUUCACGGUCUGAAAACAGAGCACCUAGUGGACUGUAAGAAGUUGUUUGAAGGAUAGUUUGGGUUGCUUGAGGAACAAGGAAGGGUAAUGAACUGCUAGAACCCUAGGCAAUACUUGUUUACAGGACAAUGGCUUAGUUUUGCCUACGAAGCAAGUAAAUCAGAAUUUAUUUUUGUACCAAAGCAUAUGAAGAUGGGAUGGGUUAUAUAAUGUUAUCUGGAUUGUCUACGUGUGUGUAUAUAUAUGACCAAGAAUGACUUUCGCCAAAAAUAGCGGCUGAA